AUGUCUUCUCCAUCCCAGUCUUCAUCCUACGAUGAGGAAACAAUAGUCACCCAAAUCACCACUAUUUACAACCUACUUGUCAAGCUGAGCUAUUUCUCCUCUGAUCAAGUUACCUUCCCUCCAGAAGGUGGUCACAGUAUCAAUGAAGAGCUAUGCCAUUCGCUCCACAUCGCCCCGCUGGUAAUCUCUCUCAUGAAAAAGAUUCCCUAUGUGGUAGACGGUUACCAUAAGCCUAUUAUGUGGCAAUCGCGGGCUUUCGAAUACUUGCUUGACGAAGAGAUCCGAAAUGGCCGCGAUCCUGAAUUAACAGGCGUCGCCGAUGACGACGGAUUAAGGCUGGACUUUUUGCGACCGUGGGAGGUUGCGCUGACUUGUUGGUUGGAUGAUGGGAGUUCAGUUAUUCUGGAUACCAAGUCAAAUAUCAUUCGGCUCAUUGAUGAAUCUGAACCACCAGAAGAUGACUUUCGAGAAGAAACCGAGGCACACAAUGCCCCCGCCUACCUACAGAAAGUCAUCGAUGAUAUCCAAACUUUAGAGAUGGUAUACUUCCCUGGUGGAGACAUCGGUUAUCUUCACCUGCCUGGCUCGUGGGAGCAGACUGAAGUGAAGCGAAUUCUGACAGAGAAUUUCGGUUGGGGCGCGGAGUUCAGGGAGGAGGAUUGGCGGCGAGAAGGAGAAGAGAUUUGUAAAGCCAUCGGGGAUGAGGGCCUUGAUAGAGAGGAAGAGAGACAAAGAGAUGCUACGCCAGUGCAUCAUACCUGGUGA
This is a messenger RNA of Penicillium expansum, 765 nucleotides long. RefSeq lists its product as uncharacterized. NCBI's taxonomy places the organism in Eukaryota, Fungi, Ascomycota, Eurotiomycetes, Eurotiales, Aspergillaceae. The transcript has 2 exons. The record is from RefSeq and is a predicted model, not a curated record. The coding region runs from base 1 to 765 and encodes 254 amino acids.